UAUUGAAAUGAAAGAGAUAAGCGAAAUCUAGUUCUGAUUUUUCAUUAUGGUGCCUGAAUUGCGGUUCAUGAGGCAUUUUUGCAUGUGCGUUGUUCUUGUUAGGUAUGACAUUUUAUUCGAAGAAAGUAAAACUGUUGAUAAUAGCCAGAUUGUGUUUCUGGAAUAAUUCACCAUUUGUAUAUUCACAAUAUCCGCCUGCUCCAAGAAAUUCGAACAAUUUGACAGGCAUGAUUUCUAUUUCAACAGGAGCCGGAAAGUAUGGGGACAAUGCUUUCACUUCAACACAGACCGAAGAGGGUCGUACGUCCGAUAUUUUACCGAAAACUGUAAACGAAGCAGAGUCAGUAGAAACAGAAAAGCUACCAGGAGACGGAUCCCAUUUUGAGCAACUCAUCAGCAGCGGUGAGGUGUUUGUUGACAAGACCAAACAUUUACUCCUUUUGUUAGAAGAAGAGCAUCAAAUGUACUUUUUUUCAAGACCUCGACGAAUUGGGAAAACGAUAACAGUAGAAAUGUUGGAAAGUUUUUUUAAAGGGAGAAGCAAAUUUUUCAAUAAUACUUACAUUUAUAAUUUUGGCAACACGGUUUAUCAGAAUGGGACUUGGAUAGCAUAUCCGACGAUAUAUUUAGAUUUUUCUGGGAUAGAAACAAAAUACGUUACUGAUCAUACAGAACCAUCAGACGCAUUCAACCAUGUAUCUAAGCAAAUAAGUAACAAGCUGCUAAGUAUCUCCAAUGAUGAGUAUCAUUUAAAUUUGACAAGACCUGUUACAAUUUCUGACCUGAUAGAGGAGCUGUAUUUAAAAUCUGGUUUACCUGUGGUUGUGCUAAUCGACGAAUACGACUGUUUAAUCAAUCACGCAAUAAUGAAGACAAGAAACAAAGUUUACAUUCAACAAAUAUCUGAUUUAAUGGAAACCUUUUUCAAAAAUAUUAAAAGCAGUAGCACAAGCAUUCUACUUUCUUGGAUCACCGGUGUUCAUAGAUAUGCUUUUGAAGGGCUGGAUAGCUCAGCCAAUAACUUUCAAGAUUUGAGCAAUGACAAGAGGUUUUCAACGCUUGUUGGAUUCACAGCUGAAGAAAUUGAAAAGUAUUUUCCUUUGACUAUCCGUGACUUUGCAAAGUCUAUCAACCAAACACCUGAACAUGUCAUGGAUGAAUUACACAGAUGGUAUGAUGGAUAUAAUUUUAAUAAUGAAAUCACGUCUGCGUCUGAAGAAUCCAACAUAUAUAACACGAUUUCAGUGUUAAAUUCUCUGAGGAAUAAAAAAUUCGGUACAUACUGGUGCAAUACUGGAGGAGCCCCACAAGAUAUCCUUGAUAGAUGGUUCAUUGAGUGCAGGUUUUCAAUAAAGGACAUGAAAAAUGAGAAAAUUGAAAUUUGUAAGUUGAACUAUAAUCCGAGAUCGCCAGUUCCACUCAUUCCUUUCAUGAUUAAUACCGGAUACCUGAAAAUUGUAAAUCAUAAGGGUGAUCACGUUUUUGUGGACUUCCCAAACAAGGAGGUAGAAAUUUAUAUGGAUGAACAGAUUGACGAUUACAUACCUGGAAUAGAAAAUGGCCUUCCUUAUCAACAAGAGCUUUUAAAUGGCUUAUUAAUGAACUUGCACGAUGUUAAUAUACAAGCAGCAGUGGAUAUUUUUAACAAAUUAGCUUUUCCGACUUUCAAACAUCCCUUAGACAACCCAGCCAUGGAAUACGAAGUUACUAGAAGACUGUGUCGCGAACUCUUCUGGGCCGGAAUUGAAUUCAGCCAGAAAAAGUUGAUUGAUGAGAAUGAACCAGAUAAAAAUAGAAGAGAAAAAAAGGAUAUCGAUAUUAUUCUCACCAGGAAUCUGAAUGUCAAUUAUGCAAUCGAAAUCAAAGUUGGUAAUUAUGAAGAAAAAGGAUACCAUCAACAGAUUAUGAGCUAUUUUCUUGAGCAUUUUACACCAUUCCAAGCGGCAAUCGAAUACGAAAAUAAGAUAAAUUUACUAACGCUAACUUUUGGUAAAAGUAAAAAUAAUCGGAUUCAAAGUUGGGUCCUGAUUCCAUGUGAAGGUGAGAUGAUGUUAAUGAAACAGUUGAGUGCAUCAUCGACAGACUUGGCUGUAAGUGCUAAAGAAUAUUACCAAAAACUCAAGGGCGAAGCUAAAGACACAGGAAAAAAUUGAAAGGGAAAAUGUUAAAAAAUGAAAAUCAUAAAUUUUGUACUGGUAAUCGGCAGUUUUUGCAGUUUUUUUUUUAGAAGAACACGUGCAGUAUUUUACUCACUUUUGGAAAAAACAAUUUUCAAUUUCAUCUUUUCUUAUCAAUAAAUGCUUUUUUAAAUGCUUUUACAGUACUUUCAAGAGUUUUCAACAUUUCUACAUGCAUUUUCGAUGAAUUUUACUGAAUUUUCAUUACUUACCUUUUUGUAAUUUUCUGAGAUUUUUACACUUUGGAGUGUUCUUAUAUAAUCUUUUAAAGUAUGUUUUCAAAACUCUUUCGUACAUUUUCAGUGCUGUUUCAUCCUUUGUUUGGUAACUUUCACUGGAUUUUUCAUUACCACUGCUUUUCAAUAUUUUUUUUUGUUUACACUAUUUUAACUUGUUUUCAACAUUUUUUCAUACACUUUCAGAUAACAUUGUUUCAUUUUCUUUAGUUUUUGCCUACUUUUAAUGAUUUCAAGGCUUUAUUGAGUAUUUUUGUUAAAUUAUUUUAAUUCAAACAAUUUUGAAAUGUAAAUCAGGUGAAUUAUUUACCAAAAAAAAAUGCAUAACGUUUUUGUGAUCUUCUUAGAUUUUAAUACUUGGAGGUUUUUUUCAUGAUUUUAGCAUGUUUUCAACUUUUUUUUAUGUGUUUUUGAUAAAUAUCACUAAAUUUUAAAUUAGUUUUUGGUAAUUUUUCAAAAUUUUAACUUGUUUUUCGAGUGUUUUUUCUUUACUCCAACACAUUUUCAAGACUUUUUCAUGCACUUUUAGAAAACUUGUUUGCUCGAAUGUUCUUACAUUAUUGUUACAUUUUUAAAAAUUGGGGUUUCAUGAAUGUCUGUUGAUUGUCACUGCAUUUUCAUUUUUGUUAGUUUUUACCAUAGUGGAAAAAUUUGAAAUCCUGAAACCCAAUCAAUUUUGUUUCAGUUCUAGGAUUGUUUUGGGUUCGAAAUUAUAUCAGUUCAGGGAUUUUUUGGGUUUUGGGAUCAAGAAUCAAGAAAAAUAAAGAUUUUGGUCUCCAGAUAGGUUUUGGGAUUGAAUAUAUUUGAAUCAAGAGAAAUUUUCAAAUUUUAGGUAAAAGGUUUUUAUGACUCGAUGUGUUUACUUACCAGCCUCCUUUGUAAAUGUAACACUGUAGUUACCUUUCUCAAUUUUGAAAAUCAAUCUUUACCCUUUGUGUUCUCUUUAAACUUAGGUAUUAAUGGUUUAGUUCAAGGUGUUCCGGCUUUCAUAAGUCAUUUGUGAUUUUGGUGUGCUCCAGAGAGGUUCUCUCUGUAUUGUUGUGCUUUCAGUAUCGUGUUGUUCUCUUGGUUGUAUGCUGUCAGUAUUGCAUUGUGCUUUUGGUAUUGUGCUAUGGUUUCAGUUGUAAAUAAGAGUAACAAAGUAAGGUAAGCUGCAAAUGCUAUUACAGUCUAAUUUCAAUGCAACUUUGUUUUCUAAUACCGGUUUGAUAAUUAUCUCUA
Planococcus citri (citrus mealybug) is the source of this 3634-nucleotide messenger RNA. RefSeq lists its product as uncharacterized. The record is from RefSeq and is a predicted model, not a curated record. The transcript has 2 exons. NCBI's taxonomy places the organism in Eukaryota, Metazoa, Arthropoda, Insecta, Hemiptera, Pseudococcidae. Bases 105 to 2153 code for a protein of 682 amino acids.